GGUCGCAUGUGCACGCCGGUUGUUUGUGUGUUUUUUUUUACGUGCGCGUUGUUAUUGUUGUUAACCAUUGCUGAUUUUCGUUUGUUUUGUUUUGUGGCAUAAAUGCAUAUAUCAAUUUUAUGAUAUGAAUAAAAAGCAGAUUUAGAACAAAAAGUGUUUACAGUUAUACAAACACACGCACGCACGCAUAGGCACAGUGACGCAUGCGCGACUUCUGUGGUGCAAUUUACAAGUUUUGUCGUCGUUGUUGUUGUUGUGAUUGCAGGUGGCAAGCAGCUUUGAGCUUGCCGCGCGCGCGCGUUGCAAAUCGUUAAAAAAAAGUUUCCACGUUAAAAUAGUAAUAAAUUUUGUGAGUGUUAAUAUUUUCAAUACACAUUGCUGUGCACAAGCCAAACUGUAAGGAUUAAACAAGUCAUUUAUUGUUAUUGAGUUUUGCUGUCUGGACUGACUUUUGCAUAGAAGCCGUAAUUAACUGGCAGCACACCCACCAGCCACCACCCACCACCCACUCAGGCGCCCGCUAUACAGCCAAGCGGAAACGGAAACGCUAAAACUGCAAGCGACAAUUGUGGAAAAACUAAAUAAACUUUUUGUCAUUGUCUCUUUGGCAUUGGGGGCAACAUUUUAAUUGAAAAAGUUUUUGCUGCAAAGCAGAGAGCGAGAGACAAAUAUGACUAUCAAAUUGACCAAGUUAUUUGGCAGAGGCAGCAACAGCAAUGCUGGCAGCAACAGCAACGCUGGCAGCAGCAGCAAUCACCAACAGUCGCCAGCGCCGCCGCUGCCACCGCCCAAUGCCAAUAUGAAGCUCAUCAAGUACUACGAUCAGCAGCAGCAGCAGCAGCAGCAACACAAGCAGCAGCAGCAGCAACAUGCGCUGCCCAAGACUAUCUAUGGACAUACCUAUGCCUGCCAUGAGCUGGAUAUGGACGCAGACUAUGAUGAUGAAGAUGAGGACAAUAUGCUGCAACGUCAUCAUCCCUACAACAAUUCACAGCGCCCAUUGCUAGCCGAGCGGCGUCCAGCUUUGUUGCAUCAACAGCAGCAGCAGCAGCAGCAGCAAAAGAAAAAAAGCAACAAUAUGCCGCUGCUGCCACCGCCAUUGCCGCCACAACGCCAGACGACAUUGCAACAGCAGCAGCAGCAGCAGCAACAGCAGCAGCAAGUUUAUAUCUCACCGUAUGUGCAGCAACAGAAACGCGACAGUGUUAAAGGUCUGCAUGGCUUCAACGACUUUGAUGCACUCAGCCAACAAUACAAUCAACAUUUGCAAAGUCCACACAUUGGCUACCCGUACGGCAGUCCCCCCUCGCCCACCGCCCAAUCGACAGACUUUUGCUUCGAGCGACAGACGAGCAGCUCAACGGCCACAACCAAAUCGAAUUGCAGCAAUAGCAGCUAUGCUGAUGUGGCUUACUAUGCGCAACAGCAGCAACACCCACAACAGCAACAGUUGCUGGCAGCAUUCGAGGAUGACUUCUGUGCGACGCAGCAACGUGCAACAGCCGCGACAACAACUGCCACAGGUCCGUUUAUAUUUGGCAUUUCACCUGACCAACAGCAUACAGAUUAUGGUCGCAAUAGCCAAAGCGAUAGCAACAGCAACAACAGCAGCAGCAGCAACAAUAAUCAUCUACACUCUGUGAUAAAUGCCACGCCCAACAACAAACAACAACAGCAACAUGCUGCGCUGCAACAAUCGCUGAGCGACACAAGUGCGGACAGUGGCAAAGGUGCAAAGUUUUUAUUGCGAAAACGCAAAUCGAAGAAGACAACAGCAGCAGCAGCAGCAGCAGCAGCAGCUGGAGCAGCCACAACAACAAAGCGAACAGCUCAGCAAGAAGAGCAGAUUAAACAUCCUUCGAUUAAAUGCGUGCUCGUUGGCGAUGGCGCUGUGGGCAAAACCAAUUUGAUCUUGUCAUAUCUCGAGAAUCGUUUCAAUCCGGAGCAUGUGCCGACGGCAUCAGAUAUUUAUAACGCUGAUGUGAAUGUAAACGAGAGUCCUGUGCAUUUGAUACUCUGUGAUACGGCCGGCCAGGAUACGCUGGAUCCUUUGCGCGAGCUCUGCUAUCCCGACAGCGAUGUCUUCAUUCUUUGCUUCUCCGUUGUCAAGCCGGACACAUUCGCUGCCAUCAAAUCCAAGUGGGCACCCAAAUUCGCCAAGACCAGGGCUGCACUAAUACUCGUCGGCACGCAGGCCGAUCUGCGCGGCAAUCUGAAUGUCCUCAACAAAUUGCAGACAAAUGGCGAGAAGUCAGUUUCGUAUGCAGACGCCUGGGAUUUGGCAACGACCAUAGGCGCCAAAUACAUUGAGACUUCGUCAGCUACACAGGACAAAGUCAAGGAGGUAUUUGAUACCGCCAUCUGGGAAGGUCUAGUGCCCACAACUUUGCCGCCCACGCCCUCAUUCUGGCGCAAACUCUUUUGUUUAGCUUAAAGGAAAAAAGAAAACAAAAAGUAUUUAAACUCGAAGAUAUCAAAAAA
Molecule: messenger RNA, 2481 nt
Organism: Drosophila busckii
Lineage: Eukaryota; Metazoa; Arthropoda; Insecta; Diptera; Drosophilidae
Gene: RhoU
Product: vacuolar protein-sorting-associated protein 36
Exons: 9
Coding region: 671-2434 (587 amino acids)
Biological process (GO): small GTPase-mediated signal transduction
Molecular function (GO): GTPase activity; GTP binding
Source: RefSeq, a predicted model, not a curated record